This is a messenger RNA of Pygoscelis adeliae (Adelie penguin), 1252 nucleotides long. RefSeq names its product phospholipase A2, group XIIA (gene PLA2G12A). Gene Ontology annotation, biological process: phospholipid metabolic process; arachidonate secretion; lipid catabolic process. NCBI's taxonomy places the organism in Eukaryota, Metazoa, Chordata, Aves, Sphenisciformes, Spheniscidae. The coding region runs from base 1 to 699 and encodes 232 amino acids. The transcript has 5 exons. Gene Ontology annotation, molecular function: calcium ion binding; A2-type glycerophospholipase activity. Gene Ontology annotation, cellular component: extracellular region. The record is from RefSeq and is a predicted model, not a curated record.
AUGCCAGGAGAGAACAUCCAGGGCCUGAUCCUGCAACAUGCAGUCAGGGGAAGUUUUGCUACUGCCUUAACUGACCCAGAACUGGCCAAAGAGAAGGGGCCAUCAACAAAACUGGAACGAUUAAGCAGAAAAUCCUUCUGCUUUCACCAGUCCUCCGCCGGUUCCUCCCAGGGCCCUGCUGAGCCAGCGCCACCGCGCCAUACGAAGUGGCAGCCAGCUGCUCUCCCGGUCUGUGCCUGGACAGGUCUGGAAAAGGUCCCCCCACGGAACAAGGGGCACCGUGACCGGCUGGAGGCGGCGGCGCUCCUCCUCUUGAAACAGCCCGCGUUGUCACGGGGAUCAAAGCCCGUUCCUCGCUACGGAUAUAAACCUUCACCACCAAAUGGUUGUGGAUCCCCUUUAUUUGGAGUUCAGUUUGACAUCGGUAUCCCUUUGAUGACAAAGUGCUGCAAUCACCACGACAGAUGCUACGAUACUUGUGGCAAUAAAAAAAAUGAUUGCGAUGAGCAGUUUCAGUCCUGCCUCUCCAAAAUUUGCAGAGAUGUGCAGAAAACACUUGGAAUCUCAGAGAGUGUCCAGGCUUGUGAAUCAACUGUUCAGCUGUUGUUUGAUGCGGUUAUACAUUUAGGAUGUAAACCAUACCUGGAUAGCCAGAGAGCUGCAUGUAUGUGUCGCUAUGAGGAUAAGACAGAUCUCUGAAAGAAGAUACUGAGAUCUCAUGGUGUAGAAUAAAGUGAAAGACUCAGCUGGAAUGAAGCAAGUGUUUGGUUACAAAGCUUUAUGCUUUUCAGACAGUAAUGUAUUAAACACUGACAUGAACAUACUGGUUUGAAAGUCACUACGAUAUUCUUCCUAAUGUAAAAAAGAAACAAGUCUUCCUUCUCUUCCCCUUUAUGCCAGAAGCUUGGAAACUGAAAUUAGUUUCCUUUGGUGUAUGUCUGCUCAGGGUAUGUUAUCGUAAAACACUAGUGCCAUUUUAAAGAUUUUAAGAAAACUCUGUAAUGGGGAAAUCAGAGGCGCAGAAGAGUUGUAUUGAAUUCUCAGAUGAUUUUUAAUAUAGGUCAAAUUUUAGGUUUACUAGCAGUCGAUGCAUCUGAUAGAUCCAACAGGAAAAAGCAUUUCAUGUGCGUUAAUGUGGCAUCUUAAAUAGCCUGUAUGAUGUCCAUGCUUUUGGUACAAUUGCCCUCAGUUCUCUCUGAUGUAUGCUGUCCCGUGGGUUUGUUUUUAAAAAGAAAAAAACGAAACAAAAAAA